CAUGUCCUUUGACGAACGCAGCUUGAAACUUACCACCUUAGCCGUGGAAAGCUCUGGCCGCCUUGGAGAGGAGGGUUACGAGUCCAUCGAUGAACUCGCGACACAUGCCGUGGGAGGAAGGGACGGAGGAACGAUGGCUCUGAAAGGAGUCUUAAAGGAACGACUUCUUCUGAUCGUUUCGGUGGCUACACAGGUGGCCAUAUCUCGGCGAGUGCAGAGGUACAAGCUCGCAUUGCGCGGGCGUCAAGACGCCGAAAACAGGCGAACAAGAUCGACCUCGAACCAGUCAAUGCCAAUGAUAUGGGGAUGGAGUGUAGACGCAUCGUAGAACGCGUUUUCGUUUGAAGUUGGCGUCUUGUUUGAGAGUAGAUGUGACAGAUUUGCGUAGAAUAGGGUGUUAUCAUGAACGGAGAAGAAAGGGCUUUUCCAACACGGAGAUGUAGCAUGGAUCAAAGCAUUUGUUGGAUUUCAGCUUUUACGAGAGGACAUCAACGCAGUAGUAUUUUAGCAAGCUUACGAACGCAUACAGGAUACCAUGAGGAUUGUCAUUGGUUAAAUUUCAAGUUGAAGAGAAGAUAUUUUUACGAUGUUAGUAAGUGGCAGUAGAAAUAAGUCCUACAUAUGUUAUUGUACUUCGUAUUGGUUUAAUAUUCGUGUAG
This is a messenger RNA of Ectocarpus sp. CCAP 1310/34, 659 nucleotides long. The record is from the annotation of a GenBank genome assembly. NCBI's taxonomy places the organism in Eukaryota, Phaeophyceae, Ectocarpales, Ectocarpaceae.